UCUCUUGGUUCUGUUUCCACCCGGGCUCACUUGGUGGACGGCUCGACCGCCAUCGAGCGAUGGAGCCCGUGAGCUCCGGGAGCAGGGCUUUGGAAGAGCGCGCAGCCUCGGAUGAUCGGCUGUUUCUGGUGAAAGGUGGAAUUUUUCUUGGUACAGUCGGUGCUGCAGGAAUGCUGGCUGGUUUUCUUACAACUUUGUCACUAGCUAAAAAGAAAAGCCCUCAGUGGUUCAAUAAGGGAAUUACUGCCACAGCUGCUUUACCAGAGAGUGGUUCUUCUCUUGCCUUGCGAGCGUUGGGUUGGGGGUCACUUUACGCAUGGUGUGGUGUUGGUGUAAUCAGUUUUGCCGUCUGGAAAGCUUUAGGAGUUCACAGUAUGAAAGACUUUCAGAGUAAAAUGCAAUCAAUAUUUCCAGUGAUUCCCAAGAACCCUGGGUCAUCUGUCGAGUGGGAGGAAGCACUGAAAUCCAAAUGAGAUUAGCAUGAAAGAACGCCAAAGAGAUUGUUAGAGUGAAGUAGCUUGGACAUGCUAAAGUAGCCAUCCUCUUUAAAGGAAAAAGAGAUCAAAUUGAUUUCUAUUCAGAAAAGUGAACAAAUCAUUGGUAGAACAUGGACUCUGGCUUUCAGCAUCUUCACUGUAGUCUUGAAAACUCAAAGUCAUUCUGCGUUUGCUUUAUCUUGGAAUCAAAUGGGAUUACAUGUUUUCCAAGAUUUGAGAGUUGUUUCAAAGAACAUUAGUUGUGAGUAAAUAAAUAACUUUCCUUUGUGGAAAAUAUACUGGCAUAGAAAGUUAGAUAUAUUUCUAUAAACUUUAAAAACAAGUCUCUCACUUGAGAAGCCAAAUUGUGUGAUAAAUAUGCUGACAAAAAUCUUUAAAAACCUUUAUUUCUCACCACCAGGUUGGAAGACCAAGCUAAAACUUAAAGGUGGUUCAUUUAAAAAAAAAAAAAUUAAGACCAUAAAUAAGUUACUUGAGAGCAGGGACUAUUUUUUGUCUUUCUUUCUAUCUCCAGAACUGACAUGUAAUGCCUGACAUGUAGUAGGUGCUUAAUAAAUGCUCAUUGAUUGGCAUGGCCAUAGAUAGUAAUGAAAUAAUAGUGAUUCAUUCUUUGAAAUUAAAUGAGUUCAUUCCAGGAAGCUCUCAUGUUGUUGUGUGAUUAUCUGGUUGUACCUGGCACAAUAAGAGCCAGUUAAGUUGUCCAAUAUUCACCUCUGGUACACAUCAUAAUAUUAGAUCAUUUGUUUGAAAUGAUUUUUUCCUUUGCUUUGUGCCCUCCAUUCACUCAUUCAGUGCCCUACUUAAAGGCCACUCGGUAUAUUUCUACAUGUCUUUAUGUUUUGAAGAAAAUAAAAAAACAGAUUAAUAUAAUUUGAGAGUAAUUUGUUCUUUGUCAUGCUGUCACUAAUAUGAAGUGUACAUUUAGUAAAUAAUUUGAUACUAGAUUCCUAAACACUAACCUGUUAAAUUAUAAUUUUACCUUAAUCAUCAAAGUGAAAAUAGCAUAAUAUUAAAUCCACACAUCUAACAAAUAUUUUUAACCCAAACUCGCAUGGUAUUGAGUCUAACAUUCAAUAUUUAGUCUAAUAAUUCUAAUGAAUUUUCUGUGAGCAAAUUUCUAAGUAAUUCAUCAUUAAGAAAACAUUCUCUGUUGCUCUGUGGUAUCUUAUAGAAACUAAUAGAGAACAGUGUCUAAUUGCAAUCACUGUAUUUAUCAGACUUAAAAGUUUUAAAAAGAACAAGAAAAAUAUUUUUUAGUAUGUAAAUUUUUCAGAGAAAUAACAUCUGGUUGAAAAUGUAAAUUUGAAGUUUCUUUAUGAUUGCUUAAGCUUUAAUUAGUCAGCUAUCAGGUCUAAUAAAGUACAUUUGAAAUUUAUUUGUUAAUAUGAAACCUUUUAGUUCUAAUAAAAAAUAAAAAAUUAAAUGUCAAGU
Messenger RNA from Sarcophilus harrisii (Tasmanian devil), 1928 nucleotides. RefSeq names its product transmembrane protein 242 (gene TMEM242). The coding region runs from base 60 to 473 and encodes 137 amino acids. NCBI's taxonomy places the organism in Eukaryota, Metazoa, Chordata, Mammalia, Dasyuromorphia, Dasyuridae. The transcript has 4 exons. The record is from RefSeq and is a predicted model, not a curated record.